This is a messenger RNA of Brassica oleracea var. oleracea, 1421 nucleotides long. RefSeq names its product flavone 3'-O-methyltransferase 1-like. Gene Ontology annotation, biological process: methylation. The coding region runs from base 92 to 820 and encodes 242 amino acids. The record is from RefSeq and is a predicted model, not a curated record. The transcript is spliced from 3 exons. Gene Ontology annotation, molecular function: S-adenosylmethionine-dependent methyltransferase activity; O-methyltransferase activity; protein dimerization activity. Lineage: Eukaryota; Viridiplantae; Streptophyta; Magnoliopsida; Brassicales; Brassicaceae.
ACCUCUUAACGUUCUACUUCUCAUCCAUCAAACAAUCCUCUCAAACCAGAGAAAAGAAAAAACUAAAGCAUUCUAAGAAUCUUCAAGAAAAAUGGCGGAUACACAGAUAACUCCACAACAAGUAACCAACGACGACGAACAACUGGCUCUCUUCGCCAUGCAGCUAGCCAGCGCCUCCGUUCUUCUUCCGAUGGUUUUAAAAACGGCGUUAAACCUUGAUCUUCUCGAGAUCAUGGCCAAGAACUCUUCUCCGAUGUCUCCGUCUGAGAUUACUUCUCAACUUUCGAUCGAAAACCCCAACGCUCCGGUCAUGCUCGACCGUAUUCUCCGUCUUUUGACGUCUUACUCCAUCCUCAUCUGCUCCGGCGGAGACGGCGUCGAGAGGACUUACGAGCUUGGUCCGGUUUGCAAGUAUUUGACUAAGAACGAAGACGGUGUCUCUAUUGCUGCUCUUUGUCUUAUGAACCAAGACGAGGUUCUCAUGCAAAGCUGGUACCAUUUGAAAGAUGCAAUUCUUAAUGAUGGGAUUCCAUUCAACAAGGUUCAUAAUGAAAUGACCUCUUUCGAUUACCACGAGACGGACCAUAAGUUCAACAUGGUCUUCAACAAUGGAAUGUCUAAUCAUUCAACCAUCACCAUGAAAAAGAUUCUCGAGACCUAUAAGGGUUUUGAGGAAUUGACGUCUUUGGUUGAUGUUGGUGGUGGCAUUGGUGCUACUCUCAAAGUGAUUCUCUCUAAAUACCCUAACCUUAAGGGCAUCAACUCUGAUCUCCUUCAUGUCAUCAAAAAUGCUACUCCCCAUGAUGAGCAGAGCCUGUGACGAUUCUCCAUCAUCGAGCUUCAUGAGUUCUUCGAUUCUUCAAAUCCUUCGUCUCUUCAUCGAAGAUCUGAUUGUGUUCGAGCUCGAGAUCGUCUUCUCCGUCUACUUCCUUUCGGCUUUGCUUCUUCUCCUUUGUUAAAGCUCUCUGCUUUUCUUGAUUUCACUCCGAUUCUUGUGAAAUCAACUACGCUGCGUCAUUUCUCCGAUCGUCAUCGCGAUGAGUUCACCUUCUUCAACUCGUCACCUCGAUCACUACGAAAAUCCAUACUACCUUCAUAGCUCGGAUCAUGCCGGUCUCGUCCUUGUUUCCGAUCGCCUCAACACCGGUGCAGAGUUCCAUUCAUGGCGACGCUCGGUUCGUAUGGCUCUCAACGUCAGGAAUAAACUUGGAUUCAUCGAUGGUACGAUUCCUAAACCGCCUGAUAAUCAUCGAGACUCGGGAUCUUGGUCACGUUACAAUGAUAUGGUAGCUACAUGGUUAAUGAACUCUGUAUCCAAGAAGAUAGGUCAGAGCUUAUUGUUUGUGUCCACCGCUGAAUCGAUUUGAAAGAAUAUUCUCUCCAGAUUCAAACAAGAUGAUGCUCCGCGCGUUUAUGAAAUU